ACGCGGCGGUUGGACGCGGACGCCGGCGGCCCGGAGAGCAUCAGCGUGGGGGCGGAGUCUCAGCAACAGGCCACGUCCCCUCCCGGCCCCGAGCCGGAGCGGCGGGCGGCACAGCUGAAGCACCAACUGAGCACGCUCACCAGCGCCAUCGCCACGGUGACGCAGGAGAAGUCCCGGAUGGAGGCGAGUUUCCAGGCCGACAAGCGGCAGCUGAAACAGGAAGUGGAGGAGCUGCAUCAGCGGCUGGCGCAGCGCGACGCAGACGUUGGCGCCCUGCAGCAGCAGCUAGCGGAGAGCCGCGCCCGCGUUAUCACGCAGCAGCACGAGAGGGCGCAGGAGACCGGCGACCACGCCACGCAGCUGCGGGAGCUGCAGAGGAUCCUGCAGCAGGAGAGAGACCUGCGGCAGGAUGCAGAGCUCCGCCUCCAGGACGCCAACGCCGCGCUGCUCGCUAACACACAGGCCGUGGAGCGGGGGGCGGAGUCUGAGGCUCACCUAAGCCAGGUGAGUCAGGAGAGAGACGAGCUGAAGGAGAAGCUGCUCGCCUCCGAGCGACAUCACAAGAAACCUGAUCCCCGAUUGGACGAGCUGCAGCAAGAGCUGGCGCACCUGAAGAAGAACUUCCAGACGCAGAGCGACAUCCAAACCAAGAAGGCCAGCGAGGCGGAGCAGCGUGCUACUGAGCGUGCUCAGUGCGCUGAGCGGCGUGCAGCGGGUCUGGAGCAGCGUGUGUCGGAGCUGUCGGAGCUGCUGGGCGGCGCGGAGAGGGCGCGGCACCGCGAGCAGACGGCGGCCCAGAGACUCCGAGACCGUGUCCUGCAGCUGGACCACGAGAACAAGAUGCUGGCCAAGGCCAUGACCUCUGACCUAGGCCUAGAGAACAAGAUGCUGGCCAAGGCCGUGACCUCUGACCUUGGCGUGGACGAGUCGCAGCUGGACGUUGGUGUCCUGAAGGAGAAGCUGGAGAACGUAAAGAAGAUGCUGCAGCUGGCGGCGAAGGUAGACCCCGAGCACAGUACCCAGGACGAGGUCCAGGACAUCCAGAACCUGCAGGUUCAGAACCUCCAAAAGGGACAGGACAUCAAGAAGAUCCAGAACAUCCAGAAGGUCCAGGACCUUGAGGCGUUGCCGGGCGGAGACGAGGCCUCCGCGGCGGCGGUCUACCGCCAGGAGCUGCAGCAGCUGCGGGACGAGUUUGAGCGCUACAAGCUGCGGGCGCAGCUGGUUCUGAAGAACAAGAACGCCAAAGAUGGCUGCCAGGCCCGGGAGCUGGAGGAGGCGCGGGACCAGCUGGCCGAGCUGAAGGAGAAGUACAUUCACCUGCGUCUCCAUAGCGACGAGGCCGAGACCCUGCACCGCCGAGACCUGGACCAGCACCGAAACCACGUCUCCGCCCUGCAGCUUGCCCACAGGCAGGACCUGGACCGCCUGCAGGCAACGCACAGGGACGCACUGCUCAGGCUGGAGGCAGAGCUGCACAAGCAGAGAGACAGGACGCUGGCUCUGCUGCAGAGAAGACCAGAGCUGGAGCGUCUCCGUGCGGCGGCGUUUGCCGCGCUGCACCGACGCCGCGGCGCCGCCGGCCGCCGAGUCCUCGCCGGCCCGGACGGCGAUGGUGACAUCAUCGCGGCGGCGCUGCGGCGGGCGGCGCCCGGCGAGCCCACGCUGCUGCUGUACGCCGAGCAGCUGGCGCGGAAGGAGGCGGAGCUGGGCGCGCUGCGGCGGCAGAAGCACGCGCUGGACGGGGACGUCCACCGGCUGCAGGCGCGCCUGGUGGCCGACGCCGAGCGCCACGGCGAGGAGGCGGCGGCGCUGCAGGGGCAGCUGGACGCGCUGCUCCGGGACCGCAGCCGCGCCGGCGCCAACGUGGAGUACCUGAAGAACGUGUUCUCGUUCCUCACGCUGCCGGACGCCGGCGGGCGCCAGCAGACGCUCGCCGCCAUCCUCGCCAUCCUGCACUUCAGCCCGCAGGAGAAGCAACGCGUGCUGCGGCUGCAGGGCGCCGCCUGGUGGCCGGGAGCCCGGUAGACCGCCCUGCUGCUACACUACAA
Etheostoma spectabile (orangethroat darter) is the source of this 2051-nucleotide messenger RNA. It is a transcript of the gene gcc1, whose product is annotated as GRIP and coiled-coil domain containing 1. Gene Ontology annotation, cellular component: Golgi apparatus. The record is from RefSeq and is a predicted model, not a curated record. Lineage: Eukaryota; Metazoa; Chordata; Actinopteri; Perciformes; Percidae.